Microthlaspi erraticum is the source of this 1053-nucleotide messenger RNA. NCBI's taxonomy places the organism in Eukaryota, Viridiplantae, Streptophyta, Magnoliopsida, Brassicales, Brassicaceae. The record is from the annotation of a GenBank genome assembly.
AUGAAGUCGGCCGUGGUCUCAACCGUCGUUCUACUAGUGAUUCUCGUGGCCUGGCCGGUAUCUGCUGGCUAUAAAGACUCACCGGGAGCAGAAGGAUACAAAGGCGAGGAAGACGAGGGUGACACAAGGUCAUGGUUUCCUUUGGACAAUCUGUUAUCAUUGAGUUAUUAUGACAAAAUUUGUCCGAGUUUUGAGAAAAUCGUUGCUACCAAAGUGAGGGAAUGGACAAAGACUGACCCUUCCCUUGGUCCCGCCCUCCUCCGCCUUCUCUUCCACGAUUGCGGUGUCACGGGAUGUGAUGCGUCCGUUCUUCUAGACCACGAAGGAUCAGAGAGAAGAUCUCCGGCGAGCAAAACCCUAAGAGGCUUUGAGCUGAUCGAAGACAUCAAGUCCGAGCUCGAGAAAUCUUGCCCCGGCUUAGUCUCCUGCGCAGAUAUCCUAACCGCAGCUAGCCGUGACGCCACCUACCAACUCGGUGGUCCUUACUGGUCCAACGCAUACGGUCGUCGUGACUCCACCAACUCUUACGCUGGAGACGUCGAGAAAGUCCCUUCAGGCCGCCGUGACAUCACCGGACUUCUCGAGACGUUUCAGUCAUACGGACUGAACAUCCUCGACCUAGUCGUCCUCUCCGGGGCUCACACCAUCGGAAAAGCCAACUGUGGAACCAUCCAGUCGAGGCUUUACAACUUCAACGCCACCGGUGGAUCUGAUCCGUCGAUUGAUCCCAAAUUCGCAGAUUACUUGCGUCGCAAGUGUCGUUGGGCCUCAGAGACAGUUUACCUCGACGUCGUGACUCCGAUUGCAUUCGAUAACCAGUAUUACAUCAAUCUCAGGAAGAAUAUGGGAGUCUUGACGACUGAUUCGGAGCUUGUCAAGGACCCGAGGACCGCUCCUCUUGUAGCUGCUUUCGCUGAGGGACCGCCUCAGAUAUUCAGACAGCAGUUUGCUGUGUCGAUGGCUAAGCUGGUCAAUGUUGGUGUCCUCACUGGUGAAGAUCGUGUCGGAGAGAUCAGGAAGGUUUGCAGCAAAUCUAACUCCAGAGCUUACUGA